Molecule: messenger RNA, 348 nt
Organism: Octopus sinensis (East Asian common octopus)
Lineage: Eukaryota; Metazoa; Mollusca; Cephalopoda; Octopoda; Octopodidae
Exons: 2
Coding region: 1-348 (115 amino acids)
Source: RefSeq, a predicted model, not a curated record
AUGCCAAAUUUGGCAUUGAUUGCACGGUUUUCCAGCAAUUUAGGGUUUUUCUUCAAUCUUCCCACUAAUCAAAAUCCAGAAAUUAUCAAAGAUACAAUGGGGAAUAUUUGCAAAAAGUCAGCUUUCCCCCACAUAAAAAUACACAAUGAUCAUUUGAAUGAGGAAACGCUGGGAAACAUCAGCUCUGUAGACUACAAUGAUCUUGUCGGACUUGAAGACGAGUCUUUUGAUGAGGACAUAGACCAAGAAUGGGAUGAAGAUGACGUUGACGAGUACACCGAGGAAAAUCGAGAUGAGGAUAGCGAUGAGUAUUUCGAAGAGAGCGACGAUGACUUGAACAACAAUUAG